AUGUGUGUAACCUCUGUUACCAAGGGUACCGAAGUGGAGGGAACCAGAAAGUUUAAUGAGUUAGACUUGUGGUGGCGUUAUCAACAUCUGGAAUCAUUGAAUAGAUCGUGCAUAUUUGAUUUGCAAGGCAUUAAAACAUAUUGCGGUGGUGGUCAAAAGAAAGGAAAAAGCAAAAAGUGGAAGAAUUAUUUGCAAUUCCCGCACUACACAGAAUGUUUAUACCUCAGGUCGGAGAUUGAUGUCAGCUAUAGUUAUGUGGUCGAAAAGCAGCCAAUUGGUAAAUUGCUUUUUGAGCAGUUCUGCAACACAGAUGCGCGGUAUGAAAGGGCAUGGACAUUUUUAUGUAAAGUUGAAGAAUACGAAACAUCUGAUGAUGAUGGUGAAAGUCGCCGAAUAUUGGCGAAAUCAAUUGCCUCGCUUUUAUCAGUAGAGAAUGACGCACCCUGUGCAUCCAGUGAUUCAUUAUGGUGCAGCUUCUUAUCGGAGGAUUUUAUGCAGAGAUUUACUUCCACUGCCAAUGAUGCGUCGCAAGAAUCUGAACCGUCGAGUGGCAUAUUUUUCGAAGCAUACAAAAGUGUGCGGUCAUUCCUUGCUGAUCGUUCUUUCCGAAAAUUCUUGGAAACGCGUUAUUUUCACCGUUAUUUACAGUGGAAAUGGUUGGAGAAAAGGCCUGUGGAUAAGCACACAUUUCGCCUAUACCGGGUACUUGGAAAAGGAGGUUUCGGAGAAGUUUGCGCUUGUCAAGUCAGAGCUUCUGGAAAAAUGUACGCUUUGAAAAAAUUGGAAAAGAAGAGGGUGAAAAAGAGGCAUGCGGAGGCUCUCAGUCUAAAUGAAAAGCAAAUCCUGCAGAAAAUCAAUUCUCCGUUUGUG
Molecule: messenger RNA, 870 nt
Organism: Cercopithifilaria johnstoni
Lineage: Eukaryota; Metazoa; Nematoda; Chromadorea; Rhabditida; Onchocercidae
Source: the annotation of a GenBank genome assembly